AUGAGCCAGCCACAGAGCAUCAUCACGCAGGUGUCCCCUGAGCAGCAGCUGGGGGGCUCGCAGCUGAUGACAGAGCAAAUCGAACCUGACUACUACGACGAGAACACGCUCAUACACUUGAACAUCCAGGGCCGGCACUACUACAUCACGCGGGAGCAGUUGAUGUCGCUCCCCGAGUCAUUGUUGCUCUGUUUUUUCCCGAGCGGCGUCUUCAUGAACCGGGAAGGGCAGGUCAUCACGAACUUGACGCCCGAGGACGAGGUGUACAUCGCGAACUUCCCGCCCAAGUGCUUUGAGUCCAUCAUGGAGACGUACACGACGGCACAGCGGGACCUCGAGAACUUCCCCGUGGGCGAGUUCGGGCGGCGCGCGCCGCACGCAGGCCCCAAGGGCUUCCUCGGGCUCACCCCCUCGCAGAGCCAGCCGAUGUCGGAGUCCCAGAUCUUGCACGAAAAGCCCGCCAUCAUCGUCUUGCGCGAGGACCUGGACUACUACUGCGUGCCCUCGGUCUCGCUGGCCCUGGAGGACGGCUCCCGCGAGGGCCAGGAUAUCCUCCUGGAACAAUUGAUGGCGCAAGUAAAGAAUGCUGCAGGCAGCCACUUGUGUCAGCAACGCUCGGUUUUCAAGGGGCUCUACUCCUCGAACCGCGUGCGCCGCCCGGACGCGCAGCACCAGCCCGACCAGCUCGGCCCCGCCGAGCAGCAUCUCAUGGACAUGUUGUGUGCCAGCGGCUUCCGCGAGCACUCCGACUGGGGCAACCGCUCCCAGGAGCCCGGCAAGACCGUCAUCAGCUCGCUCUCGCUCUGCCGCCUCAUGAACGAGACCGUGCAGGAGUUCCGCGACCAGGUGGCCGCCGCGCGCCGCCGCUACGACGAGGACCACGUGACCCCGGACGCCGCGUCCGCUCCCCCGUCACGUGACCAGAAGCGCAAGUCGCGCCUCUCCACCUUCACGGACAACGUGCGCUCGCGCUCGUCCUCGCGCACCCGCUCGUCCUCGCGCGCGCCGCGCGAGCCCUCGCUCUACGACCUCGUGCCGCGCCCGGAGAUAAACACGAAGCUCUUGUUGUUUUGGAAGAAGCCCGCGCGCAAGUGCUGGUGGGGCCUCGAGACUAUCACCGUCGACGUCCAGCUGAACGGCCACUACGACAGCGAGUCAGGCACGCUCGUGCUCUCGCGCAACAGCCCUCUCUGCGUUCUCACUAUUCCCGUCAAUUUGCACAUACGCAGGGUCUGGACCCUAGAGUUAUCCGUAGUAGGCAUGCAAUAG
This is a messenger RNA of Eremothecium gossypii ATCC 10895, 1269 nucleotides long. RefSeq names its product Whi2p (gene WHI2). The transcript has a single exon. Lineage: Eukaryota; Fungi; Ascomycota; Saccharomycetes; Saccharomycetales; Saccharomycetaceae. Bases 1 to 1269 code for a protein of 422 amino acids. The record is from RefSeq and is marked provisional. Gene Ontology annotation, molecular function: RNA binding. Gene Ontology annotation, cellular component: nucleus.